AUGAUGGCUAUGAGUGAGGCUCUGGUACAUGACAGGAUCACUCUCUUGCAGGUAUGGCUGAAGGUCCUGCUCUUUCCUUCUGGAUGGCUCCUGAUUUGGUGCGCUGAGUACAAAAGCCUUCCAGAAGUAGUGAUACCCUUGAGGGUAACUGUCCCCAAUAAAGACAUGAGUCCUGCCAGCUGGAUAUCCUAUAGCCUGCACUUUGGAGGCCAGAGACACACUAUCUCCAUGAAGUCCAAGAAUUUUUUGUUAUCUAGACAGCUCUCUGUGUUCACAUAUAGUGACCAAGGUGACCUCUCUGAGGCAAGACCUUUUGUCCAGGAUGAUUGUUACUACCUUGGUUUUGUGGAAGGAAGCCCAGAAUCCAUGGUUGCUCUUAACACCUGUUUUGGGGGCAUUCAAGGAACAUUACAGAUAAAUGACACAGUUUAUGAAAUUAAGCCCAAGAGUUCCUCUUCCACAUUUGAACAUCUGGUUUACAAGAUAGACAUGGAGGAAACGCAAUUACUCCCCAUGAGAUGUGGAUUAACAGAUGAAGAAAUAUCAGGGCAACUGAGACUUCAAAAAAAUGAUAAGCCCACUUUAAUGCAAGGCUUCUAUGGGACAUGGUGGACUCAUAGAAAGUAUAUUAAAUUGGCAUUGGUUAUAGAUCAUAAACAAUACCUUUAUCGAGGACGUAAUACUUCUCUUGUGAUAAAAGAUGUAUUCAAUAUUAUGGUGUGGCUAAACAUCUUUUUAUUUCCAGUGGAUAUUAAUGUGUCUUUAAUUGGACUUUAUAUUUGGACUAAGGGCAACCCUAUACCAGUAAAAGAUAUACAUACUCUCCUGCCAGAAUUUUGUAAGUGGAAGAGAGAAAACCUUAAGUCUCACAUACCAUAUGAUAUUGCACAUCUGUUUGUGAAUUAUAAUUUUACUAGCUAUUUUGGAAUAGCCUAUGUUGGAACAAUAUGUAAUGAUACAUUUGGUUGUGGAGUUGAUAGUCUUUUGGGAGAUAAUUUCUCUACCAUUGGUCAUAUUGUGGCACAUGAGAUAGGUCACAAUCUGGGCAUGCCACAUGAUGGGAUAUUUUGCACAUGUGGAGGGGAACCAUGUUUUAUGUCUGCUACAACAAAUACAUCCAGAAAAUUCAGCAACUGUAGCUAUGCUCUGUUGUGGGAACACACAGCCAAAACAAGUUGCAUGCACAGUAAGCCCAGCCCUUCGGAUAUCUUCCCAUUGAAGUUCUGCGGGAAUCGUGUGAUUGAUGAAGGCGAGGAGUGCGACUGUGGAACCUCUGAAGAAUGUGAAUAUAGUCUCUGUUGCCUGCCUGACUGUACUCUGAAGUCUGGCGCUUCUUGCCAUACUGGCCUAUGCUGCAGCAACUUAUGCAAAAUCCAGCCAUCUGGCACUCUGUGUAGAGUAGAAGAGAAUGAAUGUGACCUUCCAGAAUGGUGCAAUGGAACUUCACAUGAGUGCCCUGAGGAUAUGUUUAAACAGGAUGGGAGCUCUUGCCGUGAUGGUGGCUACUGCUAUAAAAAAAGAUGUAACAGCCAUGAUUUACACUGCCGGAGAAUUUUUGGCAAGAAUGCCAGCAAAGCAUCUGACAGUUGCUACAAGGAAAUGAACACUCGUGGUGAUCGUUUUGGUAACUGUGGAAUCAUAGACAAUGCAUAUGUGAGAUGUAAUAUUUCAAACAUCCUCUGUGGGAGAAUUCAGUGUAAAGAAGUGAAAGGUCUUCCCAUUUGGAGUAAUCAUUAUACCGCACAUUCGACUCAUUUCAACAAUGUCACCUGCUGGGGUACUGACUACCAUCUUGGGAUGAACAUCCCUGACCUUGGUGACAUAAAAGAUGGCACACACUGUGGUCCAGAACAUGUGUGCAUUAACAGAGAGUGUGUCAAGACAAUUUGGACAAGUAAUUGUUCACCACAGACCUGCAACUUGCAAGGAGUCUGCAAUAACAAACAUCACUGCCAUUGCAAUGAUGGCUGGAGCCCACCACACUGUCAGGUAAAGGGCACUGGAGGGAGUAUUGACAGUGGUUCACCUGGAGACAAAAAGAAGGAACAGGAUAAGGACAAGGAGAAAGAGGAGGAGGAA
Molecule: messenger RNA, 2079 nt
Organism: Meriones unguiculatus (Mongolian gerbil)
Lineage: Eukaryota; Metazoa; Chordata; Mammalia; Rodentia; Muridae
Product: disintegrin and metalloproteinase domain-containing protein 24-like
Exons: 1
Biological process (GO): proteolysis; male gonad development
Cellular component (GO): sperm head plasma membrane; plasma membrane; external side of plasma membrane
Molecular function (GO): metalloendopeptidase activity
Source: RefSeq, a predicted model, not a curated record